AUUUCAAGUUUUCUCUUCAGAAAUACAAUUUUUUACAAUUAUAAAACAGAAAACCGAGGUUAAAAUUAAGUCAAACCCUAUCAGAUUAAUAAUGGAUCUUAAAAUUAUUGAGUUAUUAGAAGGCAUAACAUAUUAUUUAGACAAAACUGGCUACUUUAGUACACUUGAGAAACAAUUUGAAGAAUUUCAUGUGACAGAUGUGUCAUCUUUCCCUUAUAUAAAAUGUGAUAUACAAAUAGAUUUCCUUAAACUAGGAGUGAUAUCAGUCGAAGUGCAGUGUACCAAUGUCCACUAAAGAGCUGUUCAGGUCAUACUGGAGAAAGAGUAUUCGGAGAAAAGUCUGCCGGCAGCAUCUGCUGCUAUUGCGGCUGUAGCAAAGAGGAAUACUUACGAGCCAGAGAGAACGGAGAUCAAGUCUUAGCUGUAUUUGUAAAUUUAGAUGCCUUCCAGGUGAACUUUCACCGAAAUGAAGGAAUCACAGUUUCACUAAAAGAUAAUCUGAUUAAGGACUUAACCCUUGGAGUAUGCUAUAAUGUGACCGUAAGUCACAAAUGUUCCCGGUUCAUUGCCUGGGGAAUAGAAAGAACAAUUUCUGAAGCUCAGUGGCGAUUUGAUCAUAAUCUACCUGCUGUGGGAAUUCCACAGACUAUCAGAGCUCUGGAGAAAUAUUUGAUAGUGAGGACCUCAAGCCAGUGCCACUGUUGGCAGUAGGACCGGACUGCAGUGUUCUGCUGUACUGUGCCAGUCAGCUGUCCCGACGCUGUGUCUCUGUCACUAGUGCUGCACUCUGUGGUACUCUCGGCGCAACUGCAGGAGAGACGUGGCUUGAGGCUGGUCCUCUACUGCUGGCUUCCGGUGGUGUCUGCUACCUUGGUGACUGGGCCAAGUUUGGCAGCGGAAAAUCCAGUGUGGCCUCACAAAUUACAGCAGUGCUAGAGAGUGGUCGAGUGGACCUGGUGCCACCAUCAGAACCUCUGGUCAGUUCUCCCCCCUCCCUCCCCUUCCAGGCGGCUGUCUGGACAUUCUGGUCUGGAGACAAAGCGACCUCCUGCGCCCAAGCUCAGCUGCGUACACUUAUUGAAGUUUUUGGAAUGCCAUUUAUUGGUGACGGAGGGGCGGAUAUUGAAGUGGUCGCUGACCAUCUUCUCUAUGAAAGCAUGCAGACCAGAACAAGUAAGGUGGAAGGUGCGAUACCAGAACAGGACCUUAAGGAGUACCUCAACAUUGUAUGUUCGUACAAAGUUCAACUAACACCACAAGCAAAGAAGCUGUUAAGAAACUACUUUGUAGCCAGCCGAAGAGAGCGCCCUGAUUGUUUACCUUUAAAUGCUCUAAAAACACUGACCGCUCUAGCAGAAGCUCACGCUCGCCUGUGUUUGCGUACCAUUGUGACCUACGAUGAUGUUGUGUUGGUAGUGUUCCUAUAUGAAGAGUCUAUUGCAGCACUCUAUGGUACUUCACUAAUGUCCCCACCUCCAUCAAUGCUUGGGGCUGAUAGUUCUAAUUUCACAAUUACUGAACAAAUUACACUGACAUUAAAAAACUUCUCAAUGUGGCUGGAUCAGUAUGUCAAAUCGCUCCUGAGCGAGGGUUCAGUCAAUUGCUCCUUGCCAGAAGAAUAACAAUGCUGCUGUUUUGGUGGUUGAGAAUGUUUUCUUGAGAAAACAUUAACAGAAGUUUGAGAGGAAAUAUGCUGAAAUAUAUCUUUAAGUUGUUAAUAGGAGCUUGAUUACCACUGGGUUUUAAUCAUCUCUACCUUUAAAAGUCUAUUAUUUUUUAUAUUUUUUGUAGGUUUUAAAAACUAUUUUCUUUGUGUAUAACUAAGACCGUAGUUUAAUAUUGUGUUUAACUCACUGUCAAGCCGCAAGAUGGUUUCUUAGAUAAAAGACACA
Molecule: messenger RNA, 1892 nt
Organism: Macrosteles quadrilineatus (aster leafhopper)
Lineage: Eukaryota; Metazoa; Arthropoda; Insecta; Hemiptera; Cicadellidae
Exons: 9
Coding region: 1092-1622 (176 amino acids)
Source: RefSeq, a predicted model, not a curated record